CCUAUCGGGAUGAGAUGGUGGCGAAAGUUUCGCCCCUCCUCUCGUCCAAUCGCAGCGCGCCACCUGUCCGGCGGCGAUUGGCUGCUGCAUCGAGUGAAAGUUCAGUGAACGGAGCGUACCUUGUGUCCUGCCGAGCACACUGCAUGGCAAUGGGCCCCAUGUGGCAUGGCAGCACCGCCCCACGAAUACACAACAAGACAAUGGCAGAGGCAGUGGGAGACUGGUUCUUUGACCGGCAGAAUGUUGCCCUUGUUGACUCGACAACACCACUUGGGAAUAACGCCACGUCAGCAGGCAGCAACGGUGCCGCUGCACCCGAAUCACGGCAGGGAGCAGAAUCAGGGCAGGGAGCAGAAUCAGGGCAGGUUUCGGAACCAGUAAAGGGAGCGGAAGCAGCUACCAAAGCGGAAUUCAAGAAUGAAGCGGAACCAGAGAAGGGAGCAGAUUCAGGGAAGGUACCUGAAAGCCCCUCCCCCGUGGGAUUCGACAGCGCCACGGGCGUGUGGCUGCUGACGUCAGAGGGCGAGACGCUCCAGAUGGACAGACGCGUCGCGGCUUUCAUCCCCUUCCUCUGGCAGGCCAUGGCUCAACGUUCAGUGGUUCAAGCGGUGCUGCAGCUGGUGGUGGAGUACUGCCGCUACCACAGCGUGCCGGGACGGUCCGACAAGGAGCGGAGGCUCUUUGACGAGAAGUUUGUGCGAGUAGAUCCAAGGAGGCUGUGCGAGCUGACGUCAGCGGCGGAUGUGCUUCAAAUGAAGCCUCUGGUGGACCUCACGAGUAGAGCACUGGCACGGCUGAUAGAGGGCAAGUCGCCUGAAGAAAUACGAGAAACUUUUCACCUGCCAGACGACCUGACAGAGGAGGAGAAGCUGGAGCCAGUACGGAGCGGCACAGACGAUCCACGCAUUCGGCUGCUGAACCGGCUGAGCACACACACGUGGCCCCUAACCCGCAGGAGGACGAGAACGAGGAAGAGCAAGGAGGAGGAGGAGGAGGAGGAGGAGGAGGAGGAGGAGGAGGAGGAGGAGGAGGAGGAGGAGGAGGAGGAGGAGGAGGAGGGAAGGUUCUACGCAAUGUUUGUGGCCCGUGAUUCUCUCUCUCUGCGCUUUGUUGUCUGUCUGCACCACCACAAGGAGCGAGUGGUGGAUGAGCGAUCAGUAGACGACCUUCUGUCAUUCAUCGAUGGGGGAGAGAGCAGUGGCAAAGGCAAGUCCGGGAGGAAGAAGAAGAGCCGGAAGAAGACGGAGAAAACAAAGGCUAGGAAGGUGGAGAAAGAGGAGCAAAAGGAGGGGAAGAUCGUGAAGGAAGAGAUUGGGGAAGUUCAAGCUAAAGAGGGAGCAGGGGAGGGUAAUGGCAAAGAGGGAGGGGAGGAAGAGAAGGUUAGAAGGCACAGCAAGCAGGAAAAGACAGGAAAGCUGACUCCACGGCGCAAAACAGCAGCAGCACGGGCAGAAGCAGCGCAGGCAGAAGCAGGGGUGACUGCAUUAGGCAGUGAUACGUGUGAUGGUCUUAGUAUUGAGACAGUAGGAGGCCCAGCAGCAGUCACAGUAGAAGGCACAACAGCAGUCACGAGAGAAGGUGCAGCGGGGUGUGUGCUUGAAGAUGCCUCUUCUCCUUGCAGUCUUGCCACUACCCCUGUGGCUAGCCGUGCUAGCCGUGCCAACAACCCUGUUUCCAGUUACUUGUCAAUUUCAGAGGACGUGGGGGACACUAGGCCAGCACAGGCACAGGCUUGGCAAAUAGGGGAACAGGCUCGGCAAACAGAGCAGCAGACACGGCCGCUCCUUUCUCCCGUGAAAACGCCCAAGAAGAAAAAGAAGAAGAAGAAACAUUCAGACUGCCAGCAGCAGCAGGAAAUAGGGCAGCAGGCAAUCGGGCAGCACGAGAAAAGGCAGCAGGAGCAGGACGAGGAGAACGAGGAGGACGAAGAGGAGACUAUAACCGUCCCCACAUGCCAGGCAGUCCCCUCUGCCGCAUCUGCCUCCGUCGCUCUACUCCCCUCCCCAGCCCUCGUUCUUCGACCUGCCUCUCCACCUCGCCCACCAACACCACCAGCCCUGGAUGGCCCGGCUCUCACCUGCCCCACCAAGUCAAUGGGGUCAACCGGAGGUUACAUGGUUUCGUCUCCUGCUGCUCCUUCUGCUCCUGCUGCUCCUGCUGCUCCUGCUGCACCUGCUUUUUCUGCCUUUCCUUCUGAGGCUCGUCCUGCGUCUGCUGGUCCUGCUGCUGCUCCUGCUGGUGCUGCUAAUGAAGCUCUUACUGCCCUUACUCCCCUGGAUCGUGUGGUUAUGGCUGGUGGCGUUCCCAGUGGACAUGGGACUGUAACGAGUGGAGGACACAACAGUCACAUGACUGUAUCGACGACGUAUCUGUCUGUUGACCAUAGGCAAGGAGGCAAGCAGGUCAGGGGAGCAGCAGUGGCUGUGCUGUGCCUAUGGGACCUGUACAAGACUGCUGCUGCUGCUCCUCUCAAAACCCCCAUCCCCCUUUCACACACCCUUCUCUCCAGCAACGUGGCUCAACGUAGCUGCCUGUUGACCGUGGGCAAGGAGGCAAGGGGAGCAGCUGUGGUGCUGUGGGAUUUGGACAAGACUGCUGCUCCUGCUGUUGCGGGUGCCGCUGCUUCAGGUGCUUCUUCAGGUGCUUCAGGCGCAGCAGUAGCACUGGAGGGGGGUGCACCGGUGCCUUUACGGACUUGUAACAUCUUCUCAGACGCUUUUCCUUCCGCACAGAUCACAUCCUGUGCAAUCCGCGAGGCUCCUCAGCUGGGUUACCUCCUGGCCGUUGGAUUAGCCACAGGAGCCGUUGAUGUGCUGCUAGCAGAUUCCUCCAUGCGGAUCAAACGGCUGAGAAUCCCCCCCAACAGCAGCCAGGGGCAAGGCGGGGCAGGGGGAGCGGGCGGAGUGGGGGGAGCAGGGGAGAGAGAGGCUCUCCCCCUCGUUGCAGUCACAGGGCUGGGGUUCCGGAUCCUGGAUUCAGGCCCGCAGCUCUUUAUAGUCACGGGCGAGACAGUCACACUGUACACGCUUCCCAGUGGCAUGUUUGGGGCUGCAGCGGAGGGAGGGUGGGCGGUGAAGGGAGGUGGAGGAGGAGGGGGAGGAGGGGGAGGGUGGGGGGUGGUGCUGGAGGAGAGAGGAGGGGAUGUGUUUUGCUCUGCCAUGACUGAUACUCAGGACCUGGUGGUGGCGCGACCAGAGGCCUUCUACUGUUUCAACGAGGAUGGCCCGGGGGCGUGCUUUGGGCUGGACGGCCCCAAGCACCGCCUCGCCUGCCUGCGGGGCUACCUGCUCUGCCUGCACUCGCCGCCCUCCCCUCCCUCUUCUGCUGCUACUGGUUCAGCGACGACUGGUGGUGGUGGUGGCAGUGGUGGCAGCGGCAGCGGUGGCGGCGGCGGUGCUGGUGGUGGUGGGAAUUCUGGAAAGCAGCAGCAGCAGCAGCAGCAGCAGCAGCAGCGAAUGAGCCUCUCAGUGUAUGACACACGUAACAAGCUGGUGGUCCACUCUGCGCCGCUCACCCCCGCAGCCUCUCUCCUCGCGCCCCUGCUGCUGCUGUGCGAGGGUGGCGCCGUGGUGCUUCUCUCCCUGCACCUGCGGGGAGAUGGCGGGGGAGGGGGAGGAGAUGCAGGAGGGGUCUCAGCAGGGGGAGGAGGAGGAGGCGGAGGAGGGGGAGGGGCAGGAGGAGGAGCAACAGGAGGAGGAGCAACAGGAGGAGGAGGAGCAACGGGAGGGGGAGGGGCAGUGCGAGUGGAGGCGAGGGGGCUGCUGCUGGUGGAGAGGGACAUGGCUUGGAAGCUGGAGGCGCUCUUUCGCAAGGGGCUCUACUCCAGUGCGCUGGACCUCGUGGUGUCCCAGGGAGGGGAUGCUGCUGCCACGGCUGAAGUGCUGAGACGCUAUGGGGACCAUCUGUACGCCAAGCAGGACUAUGAGGAGGCAAUGGGGCAGUACGAGAGGACCAUAGGGCAGGUGGAGCCGUCAUACGUGAUUCAACGCUACCUGCACGCCCAGCGCUUGAGUCUGCUCGCGCGGUACCUGGAGCGGCUGCAUGAUAAGGGGGUGGCCACGCCGGAUCACACCACUCUCCUGAUUAAUUGCUUCUCGCGCCUCAAGGACGUCUCUAAACUGGAUGCCUUCGUCCGGGCCGGCUUCGAUUCCCCUUCCUCCGAUACCCACUCCAUCGAACCAGCAACCACAGACAGGCCCACACCUUCCUCUGCCUCCACUCUCCCCCUCUCCCUCACUCUCUCACUCCCUCACACCUUCUCCUCUCCCGCCCUCCCUUACGAUCCCGACACGGUGAUCCAAGUCUGCUGCUCCGCCGGGUAUUACAAUCAAGCUCUUUUCGUGGCUCAGCGUGCCGCUAAGCAUUCCGCUUACUUAAAAAUCCUGGUAGAGGAUCUACACCGCUACGCCGACGCCCUUGCCUUCAUUUCUUCCCUCCCCGACCGGGCGAAAAUCGUUUCGGCUGCCCGGGAAUAUGGGCCGGUGCUGGCGGCUCACCUGCCCGAGGAAACAAUUUCUCUGUUCUUAGAGCUCUGCACGGGAUUCGGCAGCAGCAGAGACGGAGGAGGGGGGAUGGGAGCAGGAGGGGUGGUGGGAGUUGGGACUGGCUCUACAGCUGGGGAGGCCUCAGGGGGAACUGGACAUCCCCCUUGUUCCCUCCUUCGCCUUCCCACUCCUCUCCUCCCCUGUCUCCUCUCUCACCCGCUCCCUCGCUUCCCCGCUCGUUUCUCCCUCCCCCUUCCCAGGGAUGGCCUCCUGUUUCUGUACGAGAGAAUGCGCCUCUUUAAAGAAGCCCUGGCGAUGCACAUGAGGGAGGGCGACAGCAAGGGGCUCAUUGCUGCAUGCAAGCGAUUGGGGGAUGCGGGGAGGGGGACUAUUUCUCCCCGUGCAUGGCUUCAGGGAUGGGUUAAUCUUUCUGUACGAGAGAAUGCGGCUCUUCAAGGAGGCCCUGGCGAUGCACAUGCGGGAGGGCGACAGCAAGGCGCUCAUUGCUGCCUCUUCUCCACCCAUCCCCUCCUCAUCCCCCCCCUCUCCAAGGUGCACGGCUUCAGGGAUGGGUUAAUCUUUCUGUACGAGAGAAUGCGGCUCUUCAAGGAGGCCCUGGCGAUGCACAUGCGGGAGGGCGACAGCAAGGGGCUCAUUGCUGCGUGCAAGCGCCUGGGGGAUGCGGGGAGGGGGGGGGAUCCGAGUGUGUGGGCGGAUGUGGUUAGGUAUUUGGGGGAACGGGGGGAGGCGUGCGGGGAGGAGGUGGCGGAGGUGUUGAGUGCGGUGGAGAGGGGUAACCUGCUUCCGCCUCUGCUGGUGCUGCAGACUCUCUCGCGCAACCCACACAUCACGGUGGGCGAGAUUCGGGACUAUGUGUCGCGGCACUUGCAGCAGGAGACAGCCACCAUCGAGGAAGACCGGCGAGCAAUUGAGAAAUACCAGCACGAGACUGACAAGUAUAGAAAAGAACUGCACCAGCUUCUCACUGAACCUCUCGUCUUCCAGUCCUCCCGCUGUGCCGAGUGCAACUCCCCGCUUGACCUCCCCGCCGUCCACUUCUUUUGUCUGCAUGCGUUCCACCUGCGCUGCCUUGCCGACCCAACCACGGCUGUAGCAGCCGCUACAGCCGCUGCUGCCGCCUCAAUGGCUGGUGACGUGGGGGGAGUGAGCGGGGGCGGAGGGGUGAUUGGAGGAGGCAUGGGAGGGGGAGGGUAUGGCGGGGCAAGAGCGGGGGGGUAUGGCGGAGGGAUGGGAGAGGCAGGAGAGGGAGGGGAGGGAGGGGAGGAGGACGGAGGGGAGGGGGGGAUGGAGUGUCCCAAGUGUGCGGCGUCGUACCGGGUGGUGAGGGAGAUGCGGGUGGGGCUGAGGCAGAGUGCGGCAGACCACGACCGCUUCUUUCAGGAGCUGCAUGACGCCCGUGACGGCUUUGGCGUCGUCGCUCUCUACUUUGGCCGCGGCCUCGUGCGCGCAGAGGGCGCCUUGUAG
Molecule: messenger RNA, 5969 nt
Organism: Closterium sp. Naga37s-1
Lineage: Eukaryota; Viridiplantae; Streptophyta; Zygnematophyceae; Desmidiales; Closteriaceae
Source: the annotation of a GenBank genome assembly